Molecule: messenger RNA, 2832 nt
Organism: Aspergillus ochraceoroseus IBT 24754
Lineage: Eukaryota; Fungi; Ascomycota; Eurotiomycetes; Eurotiales; Aspergillaceae
Product: putative AP-3 complex subunit delta
Exons: 5
Coding region: 1-2832 (943 amino acids)
Biological process (GO): protein targeting to vacuole; Golgi to vacuole transport
Cellular component (GO): endosome membrane; membrane coat; AP-3 adaptor complex
Source: RefSeq, a predicted model, not a curated record
AUGGAUAAGAAAGCCACGGCUCUCUUAAAACUAAUUUAUUUGGAGAUGUUCGGAUACGAUAUGUCUUGGGCCUCUUUCCAUGUCCUCGAAGUCAUGUCAUCGGCGAAAUAUCUUCAAAAAAGGGCUGGAUAUCUUGGGGCACUGCAAAGCUUCAGACCGGAAACUGAAGUUCUUAUGCUUGCGACAAAUUUACUAAAAAAGGAUCUAAUAUCGUCAAGCAUACAAAACAUCUCCCUUCCCCUGAUCACGCUGCCAAAUAUAAUCACACCAUCUCUCGCCAUGUCGCUUCUCCCUGACGUCGUUCCCCGUAUAUCACACUCUCAUGCCCUGAUUCGAAAGAAGGCGGUAGUGUGCCUGUACCGGCUUGCCUUGGUCUAUCCCGAGGCCCUUAAACUGGCGUGGCCCAAAUUAAAGGAUCGCCUGAUGGAUGAUGAUGAGGAUACCAGUGUCACAACUGCUGUUCUCAAUGUUAUAUGCGAGCUUGGAUGGCGACGGCCUCACGACUUUCUCCCACUUGCGCCGAGAUUUUUUGAGUUGCUAGUGGACGGAGGUAACAAUUGGAUGGCUAUUAAAAUAAUAAAACUCUUUGCAACCCUGACUUCACUGGAACCUCGGCUUGUUCGAAAACUUAUUCGACCACUAAUCAAUAUAAUCGAGACCACCUCUGCAAUGUCAUUACUUUAUGAAUGCAUUAAUGGCAUAAUUCAAGGCGGAAUCCUUGAUGGGGAAGGAAAUCUCGAAGAAAAGGAUGAAAUCGCAAAUCUUUGUGUCGGGAAGCUACGAGGCAUGGUGGUUACGGAUUUUGACCCCAAUCUCAAGUAUGUUGCAUUGCUUGCUUUCAGCAGGAUCGUGGUUUCUUAUCCAUUUCUGGUAUCGACGCAUCAGGAUGUUAUAUUGAAUUGCCUAGAUGAUGCCGAUAUUUCGAUUCGACUUCAAGCCCUUGAACUUGCAGCUCGCAUGGUUACUAGGGAUAGUCUCCAGUCAGUCGUUAAUCGGUUAGUCACUCAGCUAGAGGAUUCCCGGCAUACUGCACCACAAGGGAGCAUUUCAGACGUUGAAGAUAUGGAGUGGUCAGAUUCCGCGGAACGGAAGGACUCGCGGAAAGAGAAGUCACGGUUUUCCAUUCCAAACGACUACCGUGUGGAAGUUUUACAUCGAAUUCUUGAUAUUUGUUCGUCCGACAAUUAUUCAAGGCUAGCAGAUUUCGACUGGUAUGUUGAUGUUUUAAUGCAGCUUGUGAAUCUUCUCCCUGCCAGUGUUGAAGGCUCCAGCUUGCAGCAUGUUGCUUAUCAGGGAAUUGAAAACGAGUCGAGAGAUAAUAUCGCAUGUCGGAUUGGAUUAGAACUGCGGAAUGUUGCUGUUCGUGUUAAAGACGUUCGGAUGGAAGCGACCAGAGCUGCAGAGUCUUUAAUUCUUAUUGAUAAUCGGCAAUCUUUUUUCUCUAGUGUAUCUCACGCAGACGGUGGCAUACUUGGGCCUCUCGCAUGGGUGAUUGGAGAAUUCGCUGAAUAUCUUGCAUCGCCUGGUCAGACACUUCAAUCGCUGAUUGAUGUAUCAAAUGUAUCGCUAUCUGCGAAAACGCUCUCUCUUUUCAUUCAGGCCGCUCCCAAGGUCCUUGUUCAUAUCGUCCAUACUGAUGGCGAGGGUUGGAGCGUAGCACGAAAGAGCGAAAUUUCUCUUUUCCUCGCACGGAUCAUCGAGUUUCUCGAACUUCUAGCGGCUCACCCUGACUUAGAAGUUCAGGAAAGGUCUAUUGAGUUUUUAGAGAUGAUGCGGCUGGCUGCCGAUGUGAUGCAGACAGGGUCAGAGGACACCCAGGUCCCUUAUUUGUUUUCUUCGGUCAUCCCUGGUCUUUUCCAUGGCCUUGAAUUGAAUCCGGUGGCGCCAAAUGCCCAGAAAAAGGUACCCCUACCUAGCCAGCUUCGUUUGGAUUUGCCGCUCAAUGGUAACCUUCGCGGUUUGUUCGAGCUUUAUGAUGAGGAGGUUUCUGAGGUCCAGCCUCAGGUACCUUUCAACGACUUUUACUACGUUCGAGAAGUUCCUGUGUUCAAUAAGCAGCAGGGUGAUUUCAGCCCCGUUGGCAUACCCUCUAGCUUUUCAUAUCAGAACUCUGAUAUGCCUGCAGAGGCGGCUGCCGCACUUUUGAGGCAAAAAGUGGAACGAAGGCAACGCAAUAGAGACGACCCAUUCUACAUUGGUUCCGAUGAAUCCUCUGGUACAGUCGGACGAGUUGAGAAAACUCCGAGUAGCAUGGGUGGAGAUGAGCUUGAUCUUGAUGCUAUUCCAAUAGUUGACCUCAAAAUUAGUAGGAUGGAGGGUCAUCACGUGGCUUUAUCGGCGCCUUACGAUAGUCAGGACAAGAUCUCCACGCAAACUAAAAAAUACGAUGUUAUCUCCGAUGAGAUGCUUGGGGUUGAUGAGCCCGCACGCCACCGAGCCUUUGAUGAGCCUGCGAAAGCGAGACGAUCUUUGCUUCAAGUUGAUUCUAGUGGCCUCCGAGAUUUUUCCCUGGAGGAAGAGAGGGGAUCUGCCCGUGUUGACAAUAGCAGCGCAAAGGCGGUCGAGGAUGAUGCAGAGAUGAUUACAGCCAUGAAAGAGGUGGAGAAAAUCCGGCUGAAAAUGCAGAGAGCCUCAGAGCGCGUCCACCUCGAGGGUAUCCCUUCAGAGGGGACCCUGGUGAAGAAAAAGAGGAAGACAAAGAAGUCCACACAUACUAAGUCUCGGGGAACAAAGGCCUUGGAAAGCAGUCAUGACCAAUUGGUAACCAACAAUGAGGCGGGCGAGCUUGGGCAGGACCAGUCAUCAUUACAAAGGCAGCCGAAAAAAGCGUAG